AUGGCUAAACUCAUCGUAGCUGUUGCUCUCUUCUGCAUGGUUCUUGCUGCUGUUCACGGUAAACCACCCGGUAAACCGGGUCGUGAUGACAAAGGUCCACACGGACCAGGUCCACGACCAUCUGAUCAUGACCACAAUGAUUGGGAAUCGAAAAUCUGUGCAAAUGCUUCAAUUGCCGACGCAUUUCUUAACCAAACACGUCAAUUGAUCACAGAUCUUACAACAAAUGGCACAUUCACCAGUGUUUUAACAAAACAACAAAACGAAAUCACUUACAUCAACAGCGAUGAUAACAAAGCUAUUUUAUCAUCAAAUUGCACACAAUUCUUCACUGGUCUUGACGCUGCACGAGAUCUUGACAGACAAGCUGAAAAACAACAAAUGGAACUUCAACGAACAGCCCGAGACUUAUUCGUUCAAAUCGUUAAAUCUCUCCUCGGAUAA
Adineta ricciae is the source of this 444-nucleotide messenger RNA. NCBI's taxonomy places the organism in Eukaryota, Metazoa, Rotifera, Eurotatoria, Adinetida, Adinetidae. The record is from the annotation of a GenBank genome assembly.